Molecule: messenger RNA, 1011 nt
Organism: Acanthosepion pharaonis
Lineage: Eukaryota; Metazoa; Mollusca; Cephalopoda; Sepiida; Sepiidae
Source: the annotation of a GenBank genome assembly
AUGAGCAGGCACAGGCACUCUCUUAUCAAACAUGUUAAUUUUCAGUUAAAUCUAAACACUAAAUUCCAAUCAUUCUCUCUUUUUCUACCACCACCACCACUCAUUCUCUUUUUUCUACCACCACCACCACUUCUCUCUUUUCUACCACCACCACCAUUUCUCUCUCUUUCACUUUUUUCACCACCACCACUCAUUCUCUCUCUUUUCUUUUCUCUCUCUUUCCACCACCACCACUCAUUCUCUCUUUUCCACCACCACCACUCAUUCUCUCUCUUUCGACCACCACCACCACUCAUUCUCUCUCACCACCACCACCACUCAUUCUCUCUUUUUUCGACCACCACCACCACUCAUUCUCUCUCUUUUCGACCACCACCACCACUCAUUCUCUCUCUUUUCUACCACCACCACCACUCAUUCUCUCUCUUUUCUACCACCACCACUCAUUCUCUCUCUUUUCUACCACCACCACCACUCAUUCUCUCCACCACCACUCAUUCUCUUUUUCGACCACCACCACCACUCAUUCUCUUUUUACCACCACCACCACUCUUCUCUCUUUUCUUCAUUCUCUCUUUUCUACCACCACCACCACUCAUUCUCUCUCUUUCUCCACCACUACCUCUCUCUCUUUCUUUCUCUCUCUUUUACCACCUUCAUUCUCUCUCUUUUAACCACCACCACCACUCAUUCUCUCUUUUCCACCACCACCACCACUUCUCUCUUUUCUACCACCACCACUUAUUCUCUCUCUUUUCUACCACCACCGCUCAUUCUCUCUUGCUUCUACCACCUUUCAUGCUUUCUUCUUUCUCCUUUCACCUGUCAUUCUCUCCCUCUUUUUCUACUUCCACCUCUCACUCUCUCUUUCACUUUCCACCUGUCACUUUCUCUCUUUCACCUUUCAUUUUCUCUCUUGUAGCAGUUGUUUCCCCCGCAAAAGUUUUCAUUGGCUGUAAUAAAUAUGAAGAUGAAACUAAUAUUAAAAAGAACAUUCUGAUGAGAUUUUAA